GUUGGACAUCAUGAUAUCAAACUUGAGGCAUUGGGCGUAACGCAACAGCUGCCGCUGCGAUGUCAGGAAUUCAGCGCCACUUGAACUAGCCCCGCCAAACAGGGUCCCAGGACUUUGAUAAAUACCACUGAAUGGAGGGAGAUACAGAGAAGACUCAAGUUCGGGAUAGUGAUGACAUCAAACUUUCAGGUCAUGAGGUCACAGCAGGGGUUUCAGCAGCGGUCCAAGACGUGGGCUCCUCGGCGGACGAUCAGCCUCUACCCAUCAUGCACUGGGAGGCAUUGAGCCUGCGAAUUGCUGAACUUGAAAAACAAGAAGAGGAAAGGAGGGAGAGGGCAAAGACUUUGAACAUACCAGAAAGAGCGAGAGUCUUUGGUAGCUGGAAAGAGGACAGGCAGCACGUGUUUCAUAUGGGCCGCUGGGCGGACUCAGAUGACGACGACUUCGGCGGAUGCCGUUCACCUGUCAUUCAGUCUCGGUUUAACAGUCAGAAAAACCUUCAGCUCUGCUUCAUCAAUAACAGUGAGAGUGAUGAGGAUGAGGAUGAAAAAUCUGGCAGUGAGUGUUCCAAAGAGGCUGAGGCGCGUGGAGGCCCGUCUCCAGGGUUAAAGCAGGAGGUGCAGGCUGCGUUGAGGACUCUGCGGGAUCAGCUGUUGGAGAAGGAGCGCCUGACUCGCAGUGAAUCUGCCAUGACGAGGAAGCUGCUUGACCGCAGUGACCUCCAGACGUGUUCUGUGCAGCAGCUAGACUUACUCAGGGAGUCCAUCUACCAGGACAUCCAUGACCUGAGUUCCCAGCUGGUUUCUCAGCUCGUAGUGCGGGAUAAUCUGCAGACAAAGCAGGACGCUAUGCUUCUGGACGUACAGGAUAUGACAUCAUUGUGACAAAGGAGCAACUCGGACAGGACGCUAACCCAAACAGUUUACUUUCUGGGGCGAGUUAUCAUCUCGCAUUCCCACAUUUCUGUCCAGUCUGGCUGUGUUUUGCAAGAGUUCACCCUGAGACAAAUAUGUAGCAUUUCACAUACUCCCACACGGGACAAAAGCAACUUCAGAUCAGUUUCCUGUUUGUGUGAAGGGAAGCUUUAAGGGGCAUAAUACAACAGGAGGUCUAGAGUGGUGCUAUGUAUAUAGACUUAAUUAUUACAUUGUUGUCACAAGUUUUAUUGUGUAAGUCCUCUUGUUUAUAAAAGAUUGUUUAAUUUAUAUUGAGGAGGACGCUAAAUAAUGAACUAAAUUGCUGUUUUUGCGGCUAUGUCAAAACAGAAACAAGCGGUCAUCAGUUUUAAUUGAUAUUUGGUCAGUCAGAGUAUUUCAUUUUUAUAUGAACUUAAAGCUGCAAAUGUUCUUAGGCUAUCACAGUUGUCCUUAGUAAGGAUAACAAUUUACUAUGUUAAUUUCUCAUAUCAUUAUGCAUUUUUGCAUUUAAUAAAUUUAAUUUUCUAUAAAGUUA
Molecule: messenger RNA, 1452 nt
Organism: Clupea harengus (Atlantic herring)
Lineage: Eukaryota; Metazoa; Chordata; Actinopteri; Clupeiformes; Clupeidae
Product: schwannomin-interacting protein 1
Biological process (GO): positive regulation of hippo signaling
Cellular component (GO): plasma membrane; cell junction
Source: RefSeq, a predicted model, not a curated record